GCAUUGAAAGCGGAAAAGAAGAGUGCAUGGAUUUCUUGAUGAUGAAGAAAUGCCGUCUUAAUUUAUGUAUAUCGCUUAUCGCUCAUCCCAUACUAGGUAGCUAGCUGAGACUUUCAACAACAAGAUGACCAUUGACCCAAGACACAUAUUCUUAUCACAGAGAGAAAAGAAGUGGGUUUGAGUUCACCAGAGAAUUUUCAGACUAUCUUUACCUUUGCCAUAUUGAUUAAGAGCAGAUAUCUCGAAGUUGAGUCGUCUAUGCAAGACCUUCACGGUAACAAAGCGCACAGCAACGCAAGAAGCCUAACCGAAAUGUUUCAAUGAUCUUCAAGGGCGUGAACACACAUAUCUCAACCUGAUCACUGCCCUCUCAUAUUUCCGACCAUGUCUUGAGUUUCGUCAAGCUCAACUUCCUUUUUCUAGGUAAUCUGUAGAUUCUUGGCAAGCGAGAUGACAUAACCAGCCUUCCUGGAGAUUGGUUGUAAGAACAACACAUCUGAUCCAUUUACCAAAGGCCGAAGGUGAAACUUGACCCACAUUUGUAUGUUACUGUCGUUUCUUGUCACAUUUGAAUCAAUCGUCCGCAAGACAUUUGACGAUUAGGUGGAAUUGCGGUUGUGCCAAAAGCCCGUAACAUCCCGGCCAAACGUAGAGCCCAGCCACAAGGGUCACGCACCUCUCUCAUGUAUCAACAAAACACUACCUACUCCCUUACUCUCUCUAAUAUCCUCAACUGCCAUUUGAUAGACAGACCUGCUGCCGGCUCUCGUUGAUGAACGUCGGUAUUCGCCCCCGCUUGAAAGCCCGACCGUCAUUGUAUGAUCUGAUUCGGAGUCGUGACAUUGAUAGCUUGUCUGUGGCCGUGCACCGCCCUAGCCUUCAAGAGCUUCAUCCAGAGCUCCCUCCACUUCCACCAUCACCCAGCUUUACUCUCUCACCACCUCCAACUCCCCAACAAUCAGUCAGGAUGCCUCCAAAGAAGGCAGCAAUUAAGCACGAUGAUGAUGAGCAAUAUGGCACCAUCUUCUCCGUCUCUGGACCCGUCGUGGUAGCAGAGAACAUGGUCGGAGUUGCAAUGUACGAACUGGUCCAAGUCGGGCACGAUAAACUCGUCGGCGAAGUCAUUCGAAUCGAAGCGGAUAGAGCGUAUAUCCAGGUUUAUGAGGAGACUGCUGGUGUUACUGUGGGAGAUCCCGUUAUUCGAACCGGAAAGCCUCUAUCUGUCGAGCUAGGACCUGGUUUGAUGGAAACUAUCUACGACGGUAUUCAAAGACCUCUCGCGGAAAUUGCCAAAGCUUCUAACAGCAUUUACAUCCCUCGUGGUAUUGCGGUUCCUGCGUUGAACAGAGAGAAGAGCUGGGACUUCAAGCCAUUGAUGAAGGUCGGAGACCACAUUACCGGAGGAGAUAUCUGGGGCACUGUUUACGAGAACUCUCUUUUGGACGACCACAAGAUAAUUUUACAACCAAGAGCUCGGGGUACCAUUACUCGAAUUGCGGAGAAGGGAAGCUACAAGGUUGAUGAGAAGAUCCUGGAAAUCGAAUUCGAUGGCAAGAAGACCGAGCAUAGUAUGAUGCACACAUGGCCCGUUCGUGUGCCUCGCCCAACGACCGAGAAGCUCGCAUCAGACAAGCCUUUCAUUGUUGGUCAGCGUGUCUUGGACGCCCUCUUCCCAUCCGUUCAAGGUGGUACUGUUGCCAUUCCAGGUGCUUUCGGUUGUGGAAAGACUGUCAUUUCUCAAUCAGUUUCCAAGUUCUCGAACAGUGAUGUCAUCAUUUACGUUGGAUGUGGAGAGCGAGGAAAUGAGAUGGCCGAAGUCUUGAUGGAUUUCCCAGAGCUAUCCAUUGAUAUCGAAGGCCGGAAAGAGCCUAUCAUGAAGCGUACUACACUGAUCGCCAAUACCUCUAACAUGCCUGUGGCUGCUCGUGAAGCUUCCAUUUACACUGGUAUCACCAUCUCUGAGUACUUCCGCGAUCAAGGAAAGGAUGUUGCCAUGAUGGCUGAUUCUACUUCCCGAUGGGCUGAGGCUCUUCGUGAAUUGUCCGGUCGUUUGGGAGAAAUGCCUGCUGAUCAAGGUUUCCCUGCCUACCUUGGUGCUAAGCUUGCCAGUUUCUACGAGAGAGCUGGAAAGGUUCAAGCUCUUGGUAGCCCAGACCGUGAGGGCAGUGUCAGUAUCGUUGGUGCUGUCAGUCCCCCUGGUGGAGAUUUUUCAGAUCCAGUCACAAGUUCCACUCUCGGUAUUGUGCAGGUCUUCUGGGGUCUUGACAAAAAGCUCGCCCAGAGAAAGCAUUUCCCUUCCAUCAACACUGCUCUCAGUUACAGCAAGUACACUACUGUUCUUGACAAAUUCUACGAGAAAGACUUCCCUGAAUUCCCCAGACUCCGAGAUCGUAUCAAGCAACUUCUCACUGACUCAGAAGAAUUGGAUCAAGUCGUGCAAUUGGUCGGAAAGUCUGCGCUUUCUGACCCCGACAAGAUUACCCUUGAUGUUGCUGGCUUGAUUAAAGAAGAUUUCUUGCAACAAAACGGUUACUCCGAUUAUGAUCAAUUCUGCCCUAUCUGGAAGACCGAGUGGAUGAUGAAGGCUAUGAUGGGUUUCCACGACGAGGCCCAGAAGGCUAUUGCACAAGGUGGUAACUGGAACAAGGUCCGAGAAGCCACUGGAGAUAUCCAAUCCCAGCUCCGAAGCAUGAAGUUCGAGGUUCCUGGUGACGGAGAGGAUGUCAUUGUGAAGAAGUAUGAGGAUCUCAUCCAAGCCAUGACGGACAAAUUUGCCUCUGUCACAGAUGAGUAAGCGAGCAUUGAGCUGGAAUUGAUGAGCAAAGGGAAGGAUGCAUUGCUUGCUUGGACUGUCCCACAGUAUUGUUGACUGAUUGAUGCCUGCCGAUAGACGCGAAU
Cadophora gregata is the source of this 2898-nucleotide messenger RNA. Its product is annotated as H(+)-transporting V1 sector ATPase subunit A. Lineage: Eukaryota; Fungi; Ascomycota; Leotiomycetes; Helotiales; Ploettnerulaceae. Gene Ontology annotation, cellular component: fungal-type vacuole membrane; proton-transporting V-type ATPase, V1 domain. The record is from RefSeq and is a predicted model, not a curated record. Gene Ontology annotation, biological process: ATP metabolic process; proton transmembrane transport. The transcript has 8 exons. Gene Ontology annotation, molecular function: ATP hydrolysis activity; ATP binding; proton-transporting ATPase activity, rotational mechanism. Bases 773 to 2794 code for a protein of 673 amino acids.